Molecule: messenger RNA, 1206 nt
Organism: Nicotiana attenuata
Lineage: Eukaryota; Viridiplantae; Streptophyta; Magnoliopsida; Solanales; Solanaceae
Product: zinc finger protein ZAT5-like
Exons: 1
Coding region: 111-1049 (312 amino acids)
Source: RefSeq, a predicted model, not a curated record
UGUACUUGCCAUCACACCACUCUCUAUUCUUUCAUCACUCUUUCUCUUCUAUUCAUCUGCUUCUCUCUUUGUCACUUCUUUAGUAAACAUUUAUCUUAAUUUUUCGUCUUAUGGAAAUCUCCGAAGAUUCAGCCGAUCGCACGUUAGUGUUCAAAGGGAAACGUAGUAAGCGACCACGGCAGUUGUCUCUUGUUGGCAUGACUGUGGCGGUCACUUCCACGUCAUCAACCGGCGGCGGCGGUGCUGGUGGUGGAAGUGGUGGCAGUAGUGAUGAUAUUGGUGGUGGAGGAGAAUUUUACUCUUCGUCAAUUCAGUAUUCACCAACUACUUCUUCUACUCAAAUAUCGACUAGUUCAGAGGAAGAUGAGGACAUGGCCAAUUGCUUAAUUCUAUUAGCACAAAGUGGCCGAUGCCAGAAACUACAAGUGGAAAGUAGUGAACGUAAGAUGGUAAAAAUCAGUAGCCGGAAAUUUACAGAAAUGGCCACUUGUACAACUGGAAAAGCUGGGUUCUAUGUCUAUGAGUGCAAAACUUGUAACAGAACUUUCCCAUCUUUUCAAGCACUGGGUGGGCAUAGAACAAGUCAUAAAAAAGCCAAAACCAUAGUAGAAGACAAAAAAUCUACUGCUGAUUCAGAAAAUCAUGAUCAUCGAUAUCAUCAAGACGAAGAAAAGUUGAACAAGAUUAUUACUACGCCAACCCAAAUAGUGAAUAAAGGUCAUUCAAAUGGCAAUUUCAACAGCAAGCCAAAAAUUCACGAGUGUUCAAUUUGUGGGGCAGAAUUCUCAUCAGGACAAGCUUUGGGUGGUCAUAUGAGAAGACAUAGACCACCACCUACGAUUACAGCAACAAACAGUACUAAGAUUACAGAUGAGACAACUUCGGAAUCAUCACAUGAUGAUGAGAAUUCGAAGGAGAAGCCAAGAAUCAUUUUAUCGCUUGAUCUUAACUUGCCGGCGCCGCCCGAAGAUGAUUCAAAGUUUGGUUUUUCAGCCAAUAAGCAAAGUCUUGUCUUCUCCCCUGCGGCUUUGGUGGAUUGCCAUUACUAGUUAAUUAACUCCGCUAGUUAAAGAGGAGAGUUUUUUUUUUCUUUUUUCUCUUUUUACCCCUUUUUUUACCUUUAUUGAUUAUUGAUAUUCAAUUAGUGUGAAUUUGUUACAAAUUUGUCAUUACAAUUUUUAGAAUUAUAGAACCAUUAUUAUUGUU